AUGGAGGGGGCAACGCGCCGGGACGAUUACCAGAAAAGCUCCAUCUUCAGGGGAUCCGGCUGCAGCGUGGCAUUUUUAGAUGUAAAGUGCAAAAAAGUGUUCCCUGGUCUGGUUCGGGGGGAGAUCAGAGGAUCCCCCCCUCAACCGGCCCAUGAUCCCCACCACCUGCAAAAGCGCGACAGCUACCCCGCACGGCAGGACUGUCCUGUGAAAACUGGGACUGUUGGGAAGUAUGCAUUGACCAGUGACGAGAUUCACGGAGAGCCCAUCAGGACGUUGCCAAACAUGGAGAGCCUGCAAAGAGGGUUUGAAGAUUUAGGGCUUUUGGAGUCAUUCGUCCCCCAUCCGGAGCCUCAGCUGGAUAACCUCCUCAACGAUGUUUACUCCGAGGAGACCUUUCAGCGGAACGAAGAGUCUCCCCAGCACGGCGGCGAUUACGGGAAGUUUAACUCAAUGAGUUACGGCUCCACGGUCGGUGGUCAUUGGGCCAAAGAGUACGCUGGCUUUCCAAAAAAUAUAUGCAAAGGGGAAAAGGGAAGGAGAAAGUUUCUGAAUUCAGUGGGUCAGAGUAAUUAUCCCUCUGGCUCUAGUGAUGGAUGGACUAAAGAAAAUCACCUUAAAGCCUGCGAUUUUAUGCCCCUGGGUAUGAAACCAUCAACACAUCAAUAUAAUCAAGAGUAUUCUAAAGGGAGAGGCGUUCAUGCCCUCUCUCAAAGCAGAGCGUACAGCGAAGAGUCAGAAAGCAAAUUCAUUAACGUUCCAAACGUGUGCUUUAUGGACUCUUCGGAGGUACGUCACAAUGAAAACCUUCAUCCCUCUUGCUUUGGGAGCCGGUGGUUAGAUGGUGAGUUGCUGGCAAACCAGAAACCAGCGACAAGCCCUCUUCCAUCUUCCACGAGUUCUUCCUUGUCAGACGGCUCUCCCACGCAUCGUUCUCUGUCCCAGCAGAGUUAUUAUUCCCACGCUUCUUCGGGACCCGCUUCACCAGAAAGUGGGCAAACGCCAAGGACUGCUCCUGCCAACAAGGUGCCCUUUUCCAGCUUUAUCGAGGAAAAUCACAGACCCACAAAGCCAUUUGGCCCGUUGUCUCCUGGCGAAGACGUCGUGCGUCCAGAAAUACCGGUUGGUUUCCCAGGGUAUCCUGCACAGGGGUAUCACCGGUUACCCAGAAAAACAAACCCCCAGCAGAACCGAAACGCCGAGCGGAGAGGAAGACGGAGCGGUCAGCAGGGAAAUGUUCAUCAGAAUCCCCAGCAGUUUAAUUUCCGUCGGAAGCAAGAGCCAAAUGUUGGCAACGUGUCGGACUUCAUCAAUACCUCCUUUCUUCCUCCUUUCGCGUUAAUGUCUGAUAACAAACAAAGUCAGAAUUUUCCUCCCUUCAACCCGCAAGCCUAUACUCCGCCAACAAACUUGCCGUUUCCGCCUCCGACGCUCCCGUUCUCUGACCUCUUUGACCUCCUUCACUACGAGGACUUGAAUCGCCUGAACCCUUUUCUAAGCGACUUGCUUUGUAGCGAGCUUCCUCCUCCUCCUCCGUAUAUUUCAUUCCCGACUCCAUUCAGCAAGUGUCGGCCUCAAAGAAACCGCAGCGGGCCGGCCAGCGAGUUGCACGUUCAUCUGGAGGAGUGCUCUGAGCAGUUGCGAGCUCUCGAGAAGGAAAGGAAAACGACAGAAGCAGAACUCGGCCGACACUUUCCUGGCAACAGAGCGUCCGGCUCGUACAGCUCGGCCAUCCCGAGACUUCCCACCAAUCCGUCCCGAGUGGACCGUCUGAUUGUUGAUGAAUUCCGAGAACAUGCUCGGGCUGUGUCGUUGGUUAAAAUCAUGGAAAGAAUCUGCAGCUGCGCUCUUCACGUGAAUAUAACGCUGGCCCUCGAGCAUCACCUGGAAGCGAUCCGCUUGACGCAAUCGCGGCGCAAAGAUGAGAUCGUGAAUGCCGCCAAUCGCCAAAAACAAGGAGCGCCCAGAUACAAUAAUGAGAGGGAUGUUCUUGCUUUGGCCGCUGCCAUAAAAGACAUGGCGGCUUCCACUCGAAGGGCCAGAACCGCCUUAUGGUGCGCGGUGCAGAUGACGUUGCCGAAGUCUUCCUCCGGCUCUGCGGUGACCCAGGAGGAUCUGGAGAGAGCCCUGCAGGAGCUGUUUCCUACCAAGGCUGGCACCUGCGCCGACAUUAAAGAUGGCAAAAGAGGCAGUGAAUAAUCGCACCAUCUACAGAUCGUCGGUCCUGGGAUACGUCGCCCGCUCCGUGAGAAGGUUGCCGAAGGUGUCCCUCGGGGAGAGCCGCGCGACGCCGUCUGCAUAACCUUUUCCAACCUCCUGAUACCCGUUUCUAGUAUUUUCUAUAUGCGUUUUCUGUAGCCUUUCCAAUUUUUAUUGGUUUACUGAAUACUUUACUUUGAAACAAAGUAUUUCCUCCGGUUUUAUAAUGCGUUUAAAGGGAAUAGUGUUACUUCUCUCCGUCGGUCUCUGAGGUCGUGUUGCUAAACUGUGAUUUACCUUCAUAAACUGUUU
This is a messenger RNA of Spea bombifrons (plains spadefoot toad), 2511 nucleotides long. RefSeq names its product meiosis-specific coiled-coil domain-containing protein MEIOC-like. Lineage: Eukaryota; Metazoa; Chordata; Amphibia; Anura; Pelobatidae. The transcript is spliced from 5 exons. Gene Ontology annotation, biological process: female meiosis I; male meiosis I; meiotic cell cycle. Gene Ontology annotation, cellular component: nucleus; cytoplasm. The coding region runs from base 1 to 2199 and encodes 732 amino acids. The record is from RefSeq and is a predicted model, not a curated record.